Molecule: messenger RNA, 2556 nt
Organism: Anopheles maculipalpis
Lineage: Eukaryota; Metazoa; Arthropoda; Insecta; Diptera; Culicidae
Gene: vtd
Product: double-strand-break repair protein rad21 homolog
Exons: 6
Coding region: 38-2449 (803 amino acids)
Biological process (GO): synaptonemal complex assembly; replication-born double-strand break repair via sister chromatid exchange; mitotic sister chromatid cohesion
Cellular component (GO): cohesin complex; synaptonemal complex
Molecular function (GO): chromatin binding; protein binding
Source: RefSeq, a predicted model, not a curated record
AAACGUAGGAACCGAUCAUCAAAUCAACAGUGGCAUCAUGUUUUACGCACACAUUGUGCUGGCCAAGAAGGGCCCGCUGGCCCGUAUCUGGUUGGCAGCGCAUUGGGACAAAAAGAUCACGAAGGCGCACGUUUUCGAAACAAACAUCGAACAGAGCGUGGACGGUAUCAUGCAGCCGAAGGUGAAGUUGGCGCUACGUACUUCCGGCCAUCUGCUGCUGGGAGUGGUGCGGAUCUAUGCUCGCAAAGCGAAAUAUCUGCUGGCGGAUUGUAAUGAAGCGUUCGUUAAAAUUAAGAUGGCGUUUCGUCCAGGCAUGGUGGAUCUACCGGAAGAGCAUCGAGAAGCUGCGGUGAAUGCGAUUACGCUUCCGGAAGUGUUUCAUGAUUUCGAUACGCCCCUGCCGGAGUUGAAUGAUGUCGACAUCGAAGCACAUUUUUCGAUAAAUCAAUCCCGCGCAGAUGAGAUUACGAUGCGCGAAGAUUAUGGCACGCUUCCACUGAACUUGCACGAUGACGGGUUUGGCGAUAUGGGCUUCGAUGAUACGCCCGACAUGGUUCGCGAUCGUAUGGACGAUCAGAUGGAGGACGACCUGUUCACCGAUACCGUCGCCCGCCCGCCAGAUUUAGAGCAAGAUAAGGAACCAUUACCGGGAACUUCUCGAUCUCUGCUUGAUUCGAUCGACCCGCACCAUCCGCACGGAGAUGAUGACAAUUUUGGCGAUGAAGAUUUCGGUGGUCAACCGGCUGCGGGUUUGUUCGAAGGAGAUAUAUUUGCUGAUGCACCACUCGCUCCGGAACCGGAACUUCCUACCGCCGUUACACAGCGACGAGAUGAUUCGGAUGAUGACGAUGAUGAUCACUUCGACAUGGGCGGUGCACCUUCGCCAGCACCGAGUACAGACAAUUCUCGACCACCUUCGCCCAUAACCAGCAAUGCAUUGAUGGACGGUGAACCGCAGCCUGGUACGAGCAAGGAUGGAGCCGCUGCGGGUUCACAAAACCAACAUCUGCAUCCCGAAACCGGCCUUCCGAUCGCUCGUGAUGACGGUGAUGAAGGUAUCGGUAAUCAUGGGCAUCCCGAUCAGACGGCACUCUUAAAUAACGAGGAAGAAAGCUUUGCUUUGGCACCGGUCGAUGCAACCGCUCUGAAAGGAACGACCAAAUCGAAACGGAAACGAAAGCUUAUCGUGGACGAAGUGAAGAACAUAUCGGGCGAAGAAAUGAAAAGCCAGCUCGCCAACACGUCCGACAUAGUGACGACGUUGGACUUGGCACCACCCACAAAGCGAUUAAUGUACUGGAAAGAGACUGGGGGUGUCGAGAAGCUGUUCGCUCUUCCUUCACGGGACAUCCCAGCGCGAUGUUUGUUUAAAAAUUACCAGCGUCAUCUUACCUCGCGAUCGAUCGGUAUCGAAGACUUUGCGGUACUGGCACCGUUGGACGUGCUUGGUGUCGAAUUGCCGGUGGAACGUGCAGAAUCUCCAACCCAGAUUGUAGCGUCGAAGCGAGGUAGAAAGAGAAAACAACAGCCAGAAGCACCAGCAACACCGGGCUAUUUGGAGCAGUCGGCGAAUGAUCAGAUGCGAACCGUUGCUGGCGAGAUGGCUCCUCCGACACCGGCUUCGAUAGAAAUGCGUGACGAUGGGCUAACGGCGGACGCUACGCAAUCAUCCUCGUUCAUGCCACCUCCUCCGACCCCGGGACUGAGCCAUCUGACGAGUCCGAGCCACCAGAGCCAUCUGCUGCCACCUACCCCGGGAAUGCCGAACAUUCCGAUGACACCGGGACAGCUUGAUCACGGAGGUCUGACACCAGCUGGGCUGGGUCAUGGUGGUGAGCUAACGCCGGUGGGACUUUCGCACGGAGGCCUUACUCCGAGUGAUCUCCAUCAUGGUGGACUAACGCCGGCUGGAUUACAGCACGGUGAUCUCGGGGGAGGCAUGACACCACACGGGUUGGAUCAUGGCGGUAUGACUCCGCACCAUGCAUCGUUGGAAAAUAUUGACCAAAUUCCUAACCUACCCGCCGACCAAGUGUCCUCUAUACUGAACGAACCGGGAAUGGAAGGAUUUUCAAACAUGGGAUUCGAUGGAAACACCUCGGAAGAGAUAGCGAACGAUUGGAACGGAGACUAUGAGUUCCCCCCUUCGGUUGGUGCGACGCAUCCCAAUGAAGAGCAGCAAGUAGACGAAACAAUAGAGCAGUUUGAGGAGCGUGUACUGAACAAACGGGCGGCACAAAUGUUCCUCUCCGUAAAGUCACGAUUACUGAAAGCGGAUCAAAUGAUGCUGUCCGAGAUGACGCAUCGAAACAAUAAGAAGCAGGCUGCUCAAAAGUUCUACUCGCUUCUGGUGCUGAAAAAGUUCAAAGCAUUGGAAAUCUCACAGAAACAACCGUACGACGACAUCAUCGUCACCAGGGGCCCGAUGUUCGAUAAUCCGAAGCUGUAAGCUGUGGACGGGUUGCACAAUCUCGGCGUUGUUAAUCCGGGAGAGACAUUGUUGUAAAGUAAAAUUUUAUACAGUGUGCAAAUGAUAGGAAUGCGAAUGAGUCCAGC